AUGGAUUAAGAAGUUCAAGUUAAGUAUUUUAAGCUACCAAAAAAAGAAGAGGUCGAAAAAGGAUUUCUGAUUUUUGUUUUAGAUUGCUCAGGAUCUAUGGCAAGCUAUUGGAAAUAUGUGGCGAAAUAUCAUAAUGAGUUAAAAGAAAAAGCCAUUAUGUCAAUAGCUAUUACUUUCGACACAUAUGUUAAAGUAUUGCAGCCUAAUGAAAAUAUAUCUCCAAACAUAUAUUAAUAUGGUGGAGAAAGUACAAAUAUAACAAGUGCCUUUGUUGCCUUAAAUCAAGAAAUUAAAAAAAGAGAGAUCACAAGUGAUUUAACAGUAGUGUUUGUUUCUGAUGGGCAAGGUAGUUAUGAUGAGAAUGCAAUAGAGUAAAAUAUGCCCAAGGUAAACAAUCUAAAUUUUAUUUGUGUGGGUGUAGGAAAUGGAUUUCCAACUCAUAUUUCAAUGAGUCUUAGAGCACUUUAUCACACAGGCAAUUUUUCAAUACCUCCUGUGUUCAUAGUUUCAGUCGAAGAUUAAUCAAGCAAAUAAAGAGAGGAAUUUUUAGAUUCUAUAUUUAAAGAGGAAUUUUAAUCAGUUGGGGCUAUUUUAAAACCAAGAAAAUAAUGCGAAACUUCUCCUUGCCUGUGUUUUCCUUGGAGCAAGGAGAAAACAACAAUGGUUUGGUCUGGUAGUUGGGUAGGCAGCCAUGAUAAUGAAAUCACUUUUGAUGGAAGGGUACUCUAGCCUUCAAAUCCAUCCGAGGUUAUGAUAUUAGAAUUGGCCUCUUAUUGGCUAUAGAAUAUUUAAUUGCUUUCGUUGAAAUCAAAGGUGAAAUAGGAAGCUUAGGUGGCUCUUGCAGAAUUUGAAAGGUUAUCGAAUUUAACGCCAAAACUUCAAGGUUAAAAGAAAUAAAAAACAUUUGCUUAAAGAGUGUAAGAAUCUUAAUUUAAGGAUACAGGACUCUCAGAUCUUGUCGCAGAAUUGAAAUUAUUCACAUAAGACUUUACAUUAAAUUAAUUAAGCGAUAAGGAUGCAGCUGACAGAUUGAAGAUUGGAACUAAAAUAGGUAAAUUUCACACUAAAGCUCUAAAAUUUGCUGGAUUAUCUAUCGAAGAAUUUACAAAAGCCAAACAAUAGCUCAUUGAGUGUCUUAAAUAACAUAAAUUUGAUGGUAAUGAUGGAGAUAGAUCCGUUAUGACAUUAUAAAGUUAGAAGGAGAUAUUACAAGAAGAGGAUUUAAUCUAUGGAUUAGAAAAUUGUUCAUCUUAAUAUCAAUUGGUGACUGCAUUUCCAAUAAUAGGUUAUGGAUUAUAGGUUAAAAGAACAAAUGCAAGCAUGAUUGAUCCAUAUAAGAUUGAAAUUGUAUCUCUGGUUAGGAUUCAUAAAUUUUUAGAUUCGGUCUCCUUGAUAGAGAACGCUUAGCAUGAAUUAAAGUUUUAAGUUGGAAACGGAUAAGAGGAAAUAGUUAAUUGUAUUCUCCCUUUGUACACAAAAAAGAAUGAGGAUCUGAAGCCAUUCUUCAGAUCUUUAAUAUUUCACACAAUAAUGACAUUUGUGGCAUGUGAGAAUGCAGAUGUAUGUUUUGAUUAAUCCUAUGCAGCCUUAUUAGCAAAUACUUUAUUUUAUUUGAUUAGAUAACCAAAGUCUGAAUGGAGUAGAGAGAUGAUAAGUUUAAUCAAUGAGUCGUAUACUUUGGCUUAUGAGUAACAUAAUAAGAAUUUUACAAAUAAGUUAAUUUAAAACCCAAUCUAAAGCUUAGUUGAUUUUAAUAAGGAUUUUGAUACUCACUGUAUGGAUACAAUUAAGGUUAUACUUAUUCUAUCUGCCAAAAAGGAUCAAUUAUAAAAGGAAUAAGUAAAAAAUAUCCUUGAUAGGUUUAUAAUUGAAACAAUAGGGAGAAUGUUGAAAGAAAUGGCUCCUAAGGAUCAUAUAAAUAUCUUUUUCAAUUAAGAGAAUGAACAUUAAAUAAUAAAAGAAGCUACUGAAAGAAUAAUUAAUAGAUUUGAUCACGAGAAACUGAAAGAAUAUAACUCUAUUUCUGCAAUUAGUUAUUAAAUUUUCAAUGAAGUUGAACAAAACAAAGUUGAGGAAUGGCAAUUACAAGUGACAUUCAAAAAGGAUCAAGUAAUUGAAUUUUUAUCACACACUAAAUAUCAAUAUAAAGAUUUAUAAUGCAUCUAUGAGUACUUCAUGCAAGAGGAAAUUCCCGAAAAUUUUUUUAUUGCUGCAGUAUUUCAUGCAAGAUACUAAAGAUCAAUAGAAAGAGCAACCAAUGAGUUCAUUGUAGAUUUUGAUUUACUUAAUACAAAAAUUUUAUUAGUUAAGCACAAAUUCCUUAAAGUUGAAUUGUUGGAAAAAUGUAAAGUAGAAAUCAAAUCACAUAUUUAGAAGAUGGGAUUCAACAAUUUAUUUGUGUAAAGAAGGCCUGAAUCUGGAAAAAGUGGAAGAAAUAGACCAAAUGCCAAUAGCUUAUAGAAGAAACCAUGA
Molecule: messenger RNA, 2472 nt
Organism: Paramecium tetraurelia
Lineage: Eukaryota; Ciliophora; Oligohymenophorea; Peniculida; Parameciidae
Exons: 2
Source: RefSeq, a predicted model, not a curated record